Messenger RNA from Neocloeon triangulifer, 1929 nucleotides. RefSeq names its product semaphorin-1A-like. Gene Ontology annotation, molecular function: semaphorin receptor binding; chemorepellent activity. NCBI's taxonomy places the organism in Eukaryota, Metazoa, Arthropoda, Insecta, Ephemeroptera, Baetidae. The coding region runs from base 113 to 1768 and encodes 551 amino acids. Gene Ontology annotation, biological process: neural crest cell migration; axon guidance; negative chemotaxis. The record is from RefSeq and is a predicted model, not a curated record. The transcript is spliced from 10 exons.
UUUUGCACACGCGCCUAAAGUUCCACAAAUUUAUCGAAACAACAUCUUGAAUUUAAAAUCAUACGGGCAGUUCGGCAUCAACUCUGCUCAUGAGGCUUAUGCUACAGUAAAUAUGAUUGCCCAAGACGGUGUGCUGUUUGUACUGCUGGCCGUGUGUGGCCUCAGCUGGGCCUCUUUGCAGGGAAAUAUCAGGCCUAAGACAUACGUCGACCUAGGCGCGGAGGACGUUUAUCAAUUCAAUGGAAAUGACACGCACACCGACUUCUUUCGCCUGGUCCUUCACGACGGACCUAACCUUUUGGUCGGAGGCAGAAACUUCUUGCACAUUCUCAACUUGACGGACCUCACGGAAACACAGAGACUGACGUGGUUUUCGUCCGACAGUGACAAGUUUAUGUGUAAGUUAAAGGGCAAGGACGAAGAGAGUUGUCAAAACUACAUUCGCGUCCUGACAAAAAUUUCACCUGGACGCUACCUCGUAUGCGGCACCAACGCCUUCAAACCGAUCUGCCGUGAAUAUUCCUUGCAGACCUCUGGAUUUCUGAUGGAGAAAGAAACGUCCGGCCAGGGAAUUUGCCCGUACAAUCCCAAAAGCAACAACACGGCCGUAUUUACCAACGGCGAGCUAUAUUCUGGCACUUUCGCAGAUUUUGCAGAAGUAGACUCCCUAAUUUUCAGGCAACCUUUUAGAACAAGGCAGUUUGACUCCAAUACCCUCAAAAAUCCUAACUUUGUGAGCUCCUUCGCUCACGGAGACUACGUCUACUUCUUUUUCCGUGAGGUCGCCAUUGAGAACAUCAACGACAAAGAGUCCAUUUAUUCGAGAGUGGCGCGCGUGUGCAAGUCAGACCGAGGCGGAUUUCGAUACAUUCGAGGCUGCAGGCAUUGCUGGACCUCAUUCCUGAAGACCAGGCUAAAUUGCUCAGUGCCAGGCGAUCUCCCCAUUUAUUUUGACCAAAUCCAGUCAACGUCAGACCUGAUUGAAGGUUCGUAUGGCGGAUUGAACGGUCAGAUCAUCUACGCCGUGUUCACCGCUUCCACCAACUCAACAGGCGGGUCGGCCGUUUGCGCCUUCAACAUGCAAGACAUCUCAGAGGCUUUUGAAGGCACUUUCAAGGAAGAAAGAGAUUCUAAUUGGCUGCCGGUCGACAACUCGAAAGUUCCUGACCCCAGACCUGGUCGGUGCGUCAACGACUCGAGGACGCUGCCUGAAUCGACUCUCAGUUUCAUAGAAACGCAUUCACUGAUGGCCGAGUCGGUCAAAAGCGUCUUUAGACAACCCAUUGUCACCCGCACAAGCUCCCAAUUUGUACAAAUCGCUGUUGAUCCUCAAGUGAAGACGCCAGAGGGCAAAUCCCAUGAUGUACUUUUCAUCGGCACUGACAACGGCAAGAUUAUCAAGAAGGCCGUGAACGCCGAGUCUGCUGAAAACCCAAAGAAACUCGAUCUAGUGAUCAUUGAAGAAAUCCAAGUUUUUCCGCCUAGCGUUGCGAUCAGAAAUUUAAAAGUUGUUAGGGACGAUUCUGUUGCGGAGGGCCGACUUAUUGUUAUUUCAGACUCGGAGAUUAAAUCGAUUAAACUUCAUAGGUGCAACAGUGACAAGAUUACCUCCUGCAGCGAAUGUGUGGCGCUUCAAGAUCCGUACUGCGCAUGGGACAAUCAGGGUCACAAAUGCAUAUCGAUGAAAUCGGCGGCGCAAUGGAGUGAUAAUAAGAAUUUCCUCCAAAGCAUUGCUUCUGGUGUUCACAGCUUAUGUCAAAAAAUUUAAUGGAAAAACAACUGAAACGUUGGAUAAGAUAAAUCACGACACUUAUUUUUUUGUACGAAUUAUUUUAUAAUAUUUACAACUUUUAAAUGGUCCGCAAGAGAAGUUUUAAAAUCCGUCACUUUUUGUAAUUUUUCAAUGAAAUUUAAAACUAAAUUAAAAUA